CAACACUACUAUAUAACAAAUAAUUUGAGAUAAUGUCAGCAGCAGUGAUAACCCCAGCAACAGAGGAACCUGUCAGAAAUGAAUUAGCUGAGUUACAUUUAGAUAACGGGGAUGCAGAUAAAGCACCAGAGCUAGAAGCUCCUGUAGCAAAGAAGAACAAAAAGAAGAAGAAGAAGAAGAAGCCAGCUGGUGAAACUCAAGAGGAAGGAAUCUCAGAAGCAGCAAACGGGGAACAGAAACCAGAGAACGGCGAUGCUGAAAAUGGAGCUGCAGAAGAAGGAGCUGAGGGUGGCGCUAACACUGAGGCUCCUGCCAAGAAGAAGAAGAAGAGGAAGAAGAAGAACAACGCUAAACCGGUGCAGACUGAUCCUCCAACUAUUGCUAUCGGGGAUUUGUUCCCUGACGGAAACUUUCCGGAGGGGGAGAUAUGUCAGUACAGAGACGACAAUCUGUGGAGGUUCUCUUCGCAGGAGAUGAAGAUGAAGGACUACGCUUUUGAAGAAGCUCUGAGAGACGCCAGGCAGGCUGCUGAAGCCCACAGAACGGUUCGCCAGUACGUACAGUCGUGGAUCAAGCCCGGACUCACCAUGACAGAGAUAUGUGAGAAGCUGGAGGAUUGCUCCAGAACUACGAUUAAAGAGAACGGUUUGCAGGCUGGCCUUGCUUUCCCCACUGGCUGCUCUAUAAAUCACUGCGCGGCUCACUACACUCCAAACCCUGGUGACAAGACCGUCCUCCAAUACGAUGACGUCUGCAAGAUAGACUUCGGGACUCAUAUUAAUGGGAGGAUUAUUGACUGCGCUUGGACUGUUCACUUUAAUCCAAGAUACGAUCCGCUGGUUAACGCUGCUAAAGCUGCUACCAAUAUGGGUAUUAAGUGUGCCGGUAUUGAUGCACGACUGAAUGAGAUAGGUGAAGCUAUUCAAGAAGUCAUGGAGUCCUACGAGGUGGAGCUGGACGGUAAGAACUACCAAGUGAAGUGUAUCCGUAACCUGAACGGUCACAGUAUUGAACCCUACAAGAUACACGCUGGUAAAACCGUUCCCAUUAUAAAGGGAGGCGAGGCAAUAAAGAUGGAAGAAGGUGAGUUCUACGCAAUAGAAACGUUUGGCAGCACAGGGAAAGGGCUGGUACAUGAUGAUGUGGACUGCAGCCAUUACAUGAAGAACUUUGAUAUUGGACACGUGCCAAUCAGAAUUAACAGGGCUAAAGGGCUACUGAAUACGAUAAACAGACAGUUCGGAACACUAGCGUUCUGUAAACGUUGGGUGGAGAGAGCGGGUGAAACAAAGUACCUGCUCGCACUCAAACACCUCUGUGAUCUUGGUAUAGUAAACGACUACCCACCACUAGUGGACCAGAAGGGCUGCUACACAGCUCAGAUGGAGCACACUAUUGUCCUCAGACCAACCUGCAAAGAGGUAAUCUCCCGUGGAGAGGACUACUAGCUCCUUCAUAAUAUUAACUGUUUACUGGAGAGGACUACUAGCGGAGUUACCGACGAGAGUAACUGGUAACUGGAGUCUCUUAAAUGAUACAUCAGCCCGACUUUGUGCUCUGUUUUUUGUUUAGUUUUCCUCAAUUUUAAUAUUUGAAAUCAUGGUUUUAGAUAGAAGUGAUUGUCGUAAAAUUAAGAUACAUUCAGUGACCCUGAUUAAGAGGCCGCGCUUUUUGAAAUUUCGUUUUAUAAGUUCCUUCAAAAGCUGGAUUCACCUUAAAAUUCAGGCUAAAUGAUUAAUAUCUACACUUUGAUGACUGUAGUUGCAAGGAGAUAAUAUGCACAUAAUUCACGAUACAUUUUGGAGUAACAUCAGAAAGUUAGGAAUGUCAGUUUUAGAGGUAGUACACAGAAUUACUGUUACUAGAGGAUUGUCGUUUGAUACGUCAUUACAAUUGCUCCUUCAUAAUAUUAACGUUUGAUACGUCAUUAUAAUAGCAUAUGUGUGGUCCUCUACAGUGGUGGAAUUUCUUUUAAAUUGUUAAACAUGAUUGCUUUUUAAUUAACAUUUUCAUACUUAUUUAUUAACCUGAUAACUUGAA
Bolinopsis microptera is the source of this 2040-nucleotide messenger RNA. Its product is annotated as methionine aminopeptidase 2-like. Gene Ontology annotation, biological process: proteolysis. The record is from RefSeq and is a predicted model, not a curated record. NCBI's taxonomy places the organism in Eukaryota, Metazoa, Ctenophora, Tentaculata, Lobata, Bolinopsidae. Gene Ontology annotation, molecular function: metalloaminopeptidase activity. The coding region runs from base 33 to 1448 and encodes 471 amino acids. Gene Ontology annotation, cellular component: cytoplasm. The transcript has 12 exons.